AUGAUGCGGGGAAACUGGACAACCGUUAGGGAAUUUAUUCUUGUGAGCUUCUCAACCUUGUCCUCUGAGCUGCAGGCUCUACUCUUUCUCCUGUUUCUGGGCAUUUACCUAGUCACACUAAUGGGCAAUGUUCUCAUCAUUCUGGUUACUACAGCUGACUUUGCCCUGCAAAGUCCUAUGUACUUCUUCCUCAGAAACUUAUCCUUCCUGGAGAUAGGCUUCAACUUGGUCAUCGUACCCAAGAUGCUAGGGACUCUGAUACUCCAAGACACAACUAUCUCUUUCCUUGGAUGUGCCACUCAGAUGUAUUUCUUCUUCUUCUUUGGGGUUGCUGAGUGCUGCCUCUUGGCCACUAUGGCAUAUGACCGCUAUGUGGCCAUCUGUGACCCUUUGCACUACCCAAUAAUCAUGAGCCACAGGUCCUGUGCCCAGCUGGCAGCUGCUUCUUGGUUCUCAGGGGUCCCAGUAGCUACUGUGGAAACCACAUGGAUUUUCAGUUUCCCUUUUUGCGGCCCAAACAGGGUGAACCACUUCUUCUGUGACAGUCCCCCUGUCAUUGCCCUGGUCUGUGCUGACACCUCUCUGUUUGAACUGGAGGCUCUGACAGCCACUGUCCUGUUCAUCAUCUUCCCUUUCUUGUUGAUCCUGGGUUCAUAUGUCCACAUCCUCUCCACCAUCUUUAGGAUGCCUUCAGCUGAGGGAAAGCGUAAGGCCUUCUCCACCUGUUCCUCCCAUCUCCUAGUCGUCUCCCUCUUCUACAGCACUGCCAUCCUCACGUACUUCCGGCCUCGCUCUAACACCUCCCCUGAGAACAAGAAGGCACUGUCGCUCUCCUACACUGUCGUGACUCCCAUACUGAACCCCAUUAUCUACAGCUUAAGGAAUAAUGAGGUGAAGGCUGCCCUGAGGCGGAUCUCCCAAAGAACUCUGGGCACUCUGAAACUGUGA
Messenger RNA from Nannospalax galili (Upper Galilee mountains blind mole rat), 948 nucleotides. Its product is annotated as olfactory receptor 10A4. Gene Ontology annotation, biological process: G protein-coupled receptor signaling pathway. The transcript is spliced from 2 exons. The record is from RefSeq and is a predicted model, not a curated record. Bases 1 to 948 code for a protein of 315 amino acids. Lineage: Eukaryota; Metazoa; Chordata; Mammalia; Rodentia; Spalacidae. Gene Ontology annotation, cellular component: membrane. Gene Ontology annotation, molecular function: olfactory receptor activity; G protein-coupled receptor activity.